Messenger RNA from Cyanistes caeruleus (blue tit), 1646 nucleotides. Lineage: Eukaryota; Metazoa; Chordata; Aves; Passeriformes; Paridae. The record is from RefSeq and is a predicted model, not a curated record.
CGGGCCCUCUUCACCCUGCGGAACUUGGGCGGCCGCGCGGCCGUGGAGUGGAUCAGCCGCGCCUUUGGAGACGGCUCGGCGCUACUGAAGCACGAGCUGGCCUUUUGCCUCGGCCAGAUGCAAGCCGAGGCGGCCAUCCCGGUGCUCAUCCGCGUGCUGGAGGAUACGGCUCAGGAGCCCAUGGUCAGGCACGAAGCAGGUGAAGCUCUGGGCGCUAUCGGGAACCCUGAUGUGCUGGAUAUCCUGAAACGCUAUUCCCAGGAUCCUGUGGUCGAGGUGGCAGAAACGUGUCAGCUGGCUGUGAGGAGGCUGGAGUGGCUGCAGAACAACAAGGAGAAGCCAGGCACCAGCCCAUACCUCUCCGUAGAUCCUGCUCCCCCCGCUGAGGAGACGGAUGUUGCCAAGCUCCGGGAGAUCCUCCUGGAUGAGUCCCAGGAGCUCUUUGAUCGUUACCGGGCCAUGUUUGCCCUGCGGAACAUUGGGGGCCAGGCUGCUGUGCUGGCACUGGCAGAAGGGCUGCAUUGCGGCAGCGCGCUGUUCCGCCAUGAGAUCGGGUACGUGCUGGGGCAGCUGCAGGACGAGGCGUGUGUCCCUCAGCUGACGGCCGCGCUGCACAGCCGCACCGAGAGCCCCAUGGUGCGGCACGAGUGCGCUGAGGCUCUGGGCUCCAUCGCCCGGCCCUCCUGCCUGCGGGCCCUGCGCGCCUUCGCCAGCGACGAGGAGCGCGUGGUGCGCGAGAGCUGCCAGGUGGCCCUGGACAUGUACGAGUAUGAAAACGGCACCCAGUUCCAGUACGCCGAUGGGCUCUGCAAGCUGCAGGCCUCCUCCUGAGCCUGGACUGGGGGCACUGAGGUGGGUGUCCUACCUCACAGCCUCUCCUGCUGCCAACGGUGCUUUCACGGCCACCUCUGUCAGCAUGGAUCUGUGCCUUGCCAGGCAGAGCUGGAGGAGGGACUGGGUUUUCUCCCUGGCACAAUUACAACCACCUUUUGCCUCCAAAUCCAGGCUGAGCUGCUACUUGCCUCCACAUCGCUCCUUGCCAGCCACUGUUUCCGGGAUCUGCCCCUUUUCCCUGCCAGGAUCAGCACUGCCUGCCUGCAGCAUGGCUUGGGGCUUGGACCAGGUGGGCUCUGCUUGGCACGUCAGAACCUGCUCCAGCUCUGCAGGGCUUGGGCCUGCCCUGGGUUGGUGCUGCUAAGUCUGCAGCUCCAAUCUCCCCAGCUGAGUUUUGCUGGGAGCCAGGAUGGGCUUUGGGCACCCGCUCUUGUGGGCUAUGGUAUUAGGAUGCUUCAAAAUUGCUCUCAGUGCUGGCGCUGAGCCAGGGCCCUCCUCACCCCCACAGUGGGUUUGGUUUCUCCUGUUGGGACAAGCUGGAGCUGAGCCUGUGGUAGCCUCUGCCUGAGGAUGGGGUUUGUUUCAUGACAAAGUUGGGAAAAUGGCUGGGUUUUUCCUGCAGGGAAGAAAAAAAGGUUUUUUUCUGCUGCCAUGAGGGUGGGCAGGGUGAGACGGAGCUUGCCUGGGCCUUCCCCCAUGUUUAACCAGGGCCAGGAGGGCUGAGGCUGCUGCUGGCACCCAAAUCCCUCAGCCAGCCCGGCCUGGGCACUGGGGUUUCGGGUUUGGCAGGGAAUAAAGCACUGGCACAGGAA